AUGCUUGCGCCCUCACUCCCUAGGGACGUGGUGGACGACAUCCUCGUCGCGGCCCGGAGAGCAAAGCGGAUAGCAAAGGUGAAGGCACACUUGGCGGAGAAGUUCGACGCGCACGACUUGAGGGAGGCGACGUACUUCCUCGGGAUGGGGUUGACGCGCGAUCGGGAGGGGCACACUCUAAAGCUGACGCAGCAGAAGCUAUAA
Messenger RNA from Klebsormidium nitens, 204 nucleotides. The record is from the annotation of a GenBank genome assembly. NCBI's taxonomy places the organism in Eukaryota, Viridiplantae, Streptophyta, Klebsormidiophyceae, Klebsormidiales, Klebsormidiaceae.